CUGUAGUCACGCCAUCCGAACCGGGCAGUUGAAAAAGCUUCUGAGAGAGUUCAAUAUUGUUUGACACCCUUUAAAACUAACUGUUGCAGUUUUGUAAGUAGAUGUCGGAAAGCAAGACGGUCCAGUUACCUUUUGAAGGUCUAUCUUCCAUUAACCGUUAUGAAUCAAACAGAAAUGACUCAGAUAAUUGUUUAAAAAACCGUACGGCUCAUAGGAACAAUUAUAUUUCGGUGUUAGCUGUAACUUCAUUAGAAAAUAUGCAGAACUGUAAUAUAGGCCAACGUCUCAACAAAUCUACUGCAAAUUCAUGUAAAGAAGAUAAAGAAAAUAGAAAACGGAAAGCUGAUGAUUCAUCGAACUGCGUAUCUAAUUGCAAUAACACCGGCGAAACGAAGUUGUCAAGCUCCGUGCGAUCAGAAUGUGCUGAACUUGAAGUUGAAGGCGUCUGCCAAAAUCAUGGAUUUGCAGAAACUAUUCCUCAUAAAAAGUCUAGUAGAAUGAAAAAAGAUAAAGCAGAAAGUUCAUCAAUCAACUCUUCUUCAGCUAAUAUAAGUCAAGUCAAUCACCAAAUGUCUUCCAUGAAUAAAGUCAAAGUCUUCCCUAGCAUUAAAGAAGAGAUGAAGUUUCAUCCCACCUCUGGAAUUUCUAUUCUGGAUGACACUCCAAUGCCAAUGGGUAUGGAUGAUCAGGAGGAUGCUGAUUUACCAAUGUUUUUGAAUCCAAUGAUAUUGGGAAUACCACCAAUUGAUCCUAGAUUAUUUGUUUGCAAAAGACCACAAGUCAUACGAGAGCAUGGCACUAAUUUUUUCAAUACUCUUCAAGAUGAGCAUAUUUUACAAAUCUUCAAAUGGCUGCCCAAGCACACACUAAUCAAGUGUGCACAAGUCUGCACAAGAUUUAAAUCAAUUGCGCUGGACCACACACUUUGGCGUCGCUUAGACCUGAAUGGAAGACAUUUGCAACCUGGAAUGCUGGGCCGCAUUAUCCUCAGGGGUGCAAAAUAUCUUAGACUCAGCAAGGCUGAUAUUUCAGGUCCUGUGUUUUCACCAAGCCUCAACUACUUACCUAGAAUUGGAUCCAAUUUGAUAUUCCUUGACCUGAGCAUGGCUGAUUGCACCCCUGAGACCCUUGCUGAGCUUUUCUCAGUUUGUAGAAGAUUGAAGAAAGUCAGUCUGGAGUUCCUAACUCUCACUGACGAAGUGUUUAUCAACUUGAGUGAUAACCUCAGCCUCGACACACUCAACCUUUCAAUGGCUGUUGGUGUCAGCGCCAACGGCCUCGGCACGCUCCUAGCAAAGUGCACAGAACUUCAUCACUUGAACGUCGCAUGGACACACAUGAGUCAGAACUGUGUGCAGGAGCUGGUAUUGAAGGCAUCUCCGCGGCUGGAGAGCCUCAACAUGGCCGGUCAUCGUCGUGGGCAGGUGCGGGACGAGGAGGUGCGUACGCUGUGCAUGCGCCUGCAUCAUCUCAAGGAGCUCGACCUCAGCGACUGCACCGAGAUAACUUCUCAAAGCCUGCACGCCAUCGCCACCAAACUAAGACGACUCACGGUGCUGGGCUUGUCGCGCUGCUACGGGUUACGUGCUGAAACUUAUGAGAUGCUGGCAGCUAUGCCGCAGCUGCAGCACUUAUCGUUGUUUGGGGUUCACGACGAUGCCGCGAUGGGUGCCCUGAGAGCCCGCCUCCCUCGCGUCACCGUGAACGGUCAGCUCUUCACCACCGUGGCUCGACCCACGGUGGGGCUGCGGCGCACCAGCAUCUGGACCAUCAGGGUUAGAGAUUCCUAAUGUUUGGUUGCUCAGUUGGGAGGAUUAGUGCCUUAGUUACAUGGGCCACCAGAUUCAGAGAUACCUAAUGUUUGGUGCCUCAGUUUGGAGGAUUAGUGCCUUAAUUACAUGGGCCACCAGAGACAGAGAUACCUAAUGUCUGGUUGCUCAGUUGGGUGGAUUGGUGCCUUAGUUACAUGGGCCAACAGGGUCAGAGAUACCUAAUGUUUGGUGCCUCAGUUAGUGGAUUGGUGCCUUAGUUACAUGGGCCAACAGAGUCAGAGAUACCUAGUCUUUGGUGCCUCAUUUGGGAGGACUUGUGCCUUAGUUACAUGGGCCAACAGUCAGAGAUACCUAGUGUUUGGUGCGUCAGUUGGGAGGACUAGUGCCUUAGUUACAUGGGCCAACGGAGUCAGAGAUACCUAGUGUUUGGUGCCUCAGUUGGGAGGACU
Messenger RNA from Hyalella azteca, 2221 nucleotides. RefSeq names its product S-phase kinase-associated protein 2. NCBI's taxonomy places the organism in Eukaryota, Metazoa, Arthropoda, Malacostraca, Amphipoda, Hyalellidae. Bases 102 to 1790 code for a protein of 562 amino acids. Gene Ontology annotation, biological process: SCF-dependent proteasomal ubiquitin-dependent protein catabolic process. The transcript has 7 exons. Gene Ontology annotation, molecular function: protein binding. The record is from RefSeq and is a predicted model, not a curated record. Gene Ontology annotation, cellular component: SCF ubiquitin ligase complex.